UUUAUAUUGCGCGAAUUUAUUAAAUCGUUUAAUUUCGCGAACUACCGUGACGUGCUAAAACAGCAGAUCAGACGGAGAAAGUUUCGCGAGCAUAUAUAAACUCGGUUGUAGGUGGCAGCACAGUCAGAAAGUUAUAUUUCCUGUGUGCGAGAAGUUCAAAUGAUGGAUUAACAGCUGAGACCCACAAAACAUUACGAAACUAUUGUGUGUUUUACUUGUACUUGAUAAAAUAAACAUGGAUGGCAGCACUUUCUCGGCCUCUAAAAAUAAUCCAAGUGGGCUUUCUGCAGCAGAGUUUCAAAGGAAUCUUUAUACCUGGUUUGUAAAUCGAGGUCUCGUGGAUGAAUCACGAGCACAUCUCCGGCAGCAGAUGGUUACAGCACUAAGGGGCACAUCUCUGCGUCCCAGUCCUUCCAGACACAUAAAAUCAAACAUGACACCAAAAAUUCAAGCCAUCAACUUAUUGGUAGCUGAAUUCUUACUACAACAGGAUCACCAUUUUACAUUAUCUGUUUUUACAAGUGAAAUCCCGCUGCUACGAAGUAUGCCAGAAUUUGCAGUAUCCGGAUCUCACGUUUCUACUCAAAGUAAUACAGCUGGUGAACGUAUGCCUCGAUUCCAACAUCAGGAUGUUAAGGACAUAAUGGAGAUUUUGGGGUUGUCUAUAGAUACAGACGUGGGUAACAGAAUCUACUGUCAAUAUCAAGAUAAUUCAGAAAAUACAGCAUUGCUUACAAGUAUUCUUCAGAAUGCCCCACUUGUCUUAGAUGACAGAUCUCACACUGGGAAAAAGAACAUGUUCUCAAGUACCACUCAAGAUAGAAAGAGUAAUAAGAAAUUUAAAGAUGCAGGAAAUUCAAACAAAGAAAGUUCUACAAAGCAGUUGGCAGAAGUGUACAAUGCAGAGAUUCAAGAAGUUUUAUAUCAAUCACACCUAAAAUCUCUACACAUCAAACAGUUGCAGGAGGAAUUACGAAGAUUUCAGGAGUGUGAGGUUGAAAGGAUACGGAAAGAAGAGGAGGCCAGAUAUAAGAAAGAGUUAAUGGAGAGGGAGUCUCAGAUUCAAGCGGAUAUAUGUCGCCGCGAGGAGGAGAUCAAGCGAAAGCUCAGUGAUGCUGAGGAGAGACUGGCAAGGCAGCAUCAGAGUCUCGAUGGCGAUUUACAGAAGAAACAGAGAGAACUUUCGGAACUGACUACGCGGCUCCGCGAACAGCGCUUGGAGGUCGGCCGUAAGCUACGACAAGCAGAGGGACAUGCUGAAGAGCUGAAGCGUCAGAAGGAAAUGAUGGAUGAAACAAAACAGAAAGAAGAACUCCUUUUGGUAGAAAGAACAAGCGAGUUAAAUGUACGACAGGAGCAGCUACACCAAGAAUUUGAACGAUUAACCGCUCAAAGGGAAACCAUGAGUUACAUGCAACGUGAACUAGAGGAGAAUCGCUUGCAGCUCGUAGAAGCAUCGCGCUCGCAGGCAUUGUUUGUACGUGACCUCCAGCAACAGUGUGCGCACCUGCGUCUUGAACUGGAUGCCGCUCACCUCAGGCUGAACAGUUUGACAGAACUGCAGUCACAGAAGUCAUCACACUCUGAGGUCUCUCAUAAUCAUCUUUCAGUGGAAAAAGUUGAUAAAGGUCUGCAGACAGCAUUGCCUCUGCAUGGGGAUAACUUAGCAACAGCGGCGCCAGAGAAACUUCCAGCUCGGGACAGGGCGUUGGAGCUAGAGGGUGCCGAGUCUCAGCUUGAGGAACGUCAGUACCUGACGGAUCUGUUGCACCAGGUACAGCAGGAAAAUCAGGAUCUGCGGGGACACAUACAACAGCAGCGCCUCCGUAUUGACGAGCUCACCAGCCAUGCUGUCCAGCUGGCAAGUCAACUAGAAGAUGCUCACACAACCAUAACUCUCUUUUCAAACCGCCUGACUCCUGAGCCUUCGUUCCUACGUCCAGGUCUUGGUACCAUUACUGUGUCACCUCUCACAGCUCCCACUCCACCUCCACCACCUCUGCUGUCACCUCACAACCCUCAUGUCUUGAGAGCAAUGAAUUCCCAACAGAUGGGUGCAGGGGAGGAACUAAGUUAUGUAUCUCCACCAGCAUCACAACCAUCUCUUGCAUCUACAUCACGACUCUCAAGCCUUCACCAUCGCAGAGAGUUUCACAAGAAGCCUCCACGUCGCCUCAUGGUAUAUGGCAACGCAACUAGCUCAGAUGAAACAAGUCCCACUGAAGAAAUUAUUAAAGAAGCUAGACGCCGAAUUCGUAGACUUGAAGAGGAAAGCGAGGCGGUUGAUCGUAGUUAUCAAGAUUUCCAAAGGAGACACACUGAAACCCUGGCCAAGACCGCAUCUGUUUUCUCCCACCCUAUUACUUGGUCCACUCAAUUCCAGCAACAAAAUAAUAUCUUGGGUUACAGGCGGUUCACACCAAGCCAACCUAUAUAUUCACCUGCGGUGGGAGGUGGCCAGAAUAUACAGAUUCCAUUCAUUUCUAGAAAUAUCAAUUCUGAUAAUUCACCUGUACUUACUCAACAUACUGGAACAUUGUUUAAUCCUGUUUUUUCUCAUAACACUUCGACAUUUAUUUCUCCGUUAUUCAGAACUGAAGGAACACGACCACUUCAGCACACGGGUCGAUCUCAGAAUAAGUUUGCUUAUCCUCAACUAUCACAAACUCAUGAAACUGUCGAUAAUACUGCCACAAAUAUCUCAGAUAGAAUCAUGACACGGUCUCAGUCAUGUGAAUUUACUGCAGAUUCUCAACCAUCGACAAGCACUGACGUUCAGAGCAGGGGAGUACUUCGGCAAAAGGAUAAAGCAGAUCUCGCGAGGAACAAGGAAGUCAGGAGGAACAGUUUAUCACAUACCAAAUUACUAGAUACAUACAGUUCUGUGUCUGUCGGUCCGCAUCUUCACAAAAAGAAUCGAGCAAAGAACGUAUCAUUUGGCAACUGUCCGAAGACCACCACCGUUUAUAAUAGCCCCCGGGUUUCUCCUUCAGCGCUGAGUGCAGUGAAUCAAAAGACUUCUCAGAAAGAGUUGGACGAUGGAGCAAUUAGUGCUGUUUGCUUGAAGUCGGCUGAACAUCCUGCAGCAUCUGGGAUAAUCGGUAAAAUAUCUUCAACUACGCCUCUGUCUAAUACUCGAGGCUCUUCCAGAAGUGACAGUUUUGGCGAAGACCUUAUAAUUAAAGAAACUGAGAAACUACCUUUAUGUAUAUUGGAUUCUUCAAGAAGCAAUAUACAGGGUGAUGAUGGGAUUUCUUUACAGUUUCAGAGAGAAAAUUCUUGUAGAGAUAUACAUGAUUACAAUGGAAGACACAAUGUCACAAGUAGACUAUCUGAUGACAACAUUUGGAAAUUACAACACAAAUCAUCUUUGUGUAAUUUACCUUCCGUUGAACCUGAGCUUAUUCUAAAAGAGACCAAAUGUUCUGAUAAAAAUGUAACGGAUAAAACUUAUUUGAAUGACACUCCUGUAAGUGACGUGUCAAAAUCUGACGACUCCGUUCCACGUGCCUUAUAUAGCAGUCGUGAGUCAGAGUCUGUUGUGUCGAGCAGAGUCACUAUAACUACUGAAAGAUCAAGCGAUGAAACUGAUCUGCGGCAAAUUCUGUCUGUGUCUGAUGUUUCUAGUACUGUUCCUAGCGAUAAAGAUACUGGCGUCAAAGAUGAGUCUAACAACGAGAUGUCUUCUACUCCAGCUAUCGACUUGGGUAAUGAAAAAAUCUCAAAUAAAGAUAUAAUCAAUUCCAGUGUUGGUAUUAUUCCAAUACAGGAGGAAAAUGUAGUAUCAGAAAUAUCAGGUACUCAAGAGACUGCGCAAAAUAAAGAAAUAACGACUGUGAAGAACUCAAAUAUGGUAAUGCCACGCAAUUGGGAUAUCAAGGAAAAUGUAGCUGGAGUAACUGAACAGGCUUUGGUAUGUGUAGAAAGUAAAGGUGGAAGUCAGUCAUCAUUGAUUGUACCAGAGGGAAUGGAUGACGGCAGACACGUCACCAGAAUAAUUAACCAGGAGGAGAGACAGGACCAGGUUGAGGAAACACAGACCAAAUUUGAAGGAAAAGAGCUUUCAGAGUAUGUUACAGAAAGGAGUCAAUCACAUGACGAUUUUGCAAGAUCAUCUGAAGAAUCAGACAAAGAUCAGAAAUGCGCCUUGUCCAUUAAAGCAUCGAGGGAUGAUACUGCAGAAUCCGUUGCAAAUGACAGUGACGAGGCAAUAUCAGUUGGGGAGGAGAGUAAGAGGGAUUCGUCAAAUAAAGAUGAUUUCUGGUGACAUGAAAUGAAUUUGUAUAUUUGUAUAUUUUCUCUGUAUAUUUGAUCUCAAUGUAAUAUCUAGUCAAAAGAUAUUGAAAACUACUUGCAUAAAUGGUUAUUUUCUGCGAAUUAAAAAUUAUUUGUUACUCCAACUCUAUUUUAUUUCUGAAAGACAGUAUUAAAGUAUUUUCAUAAGAAAA
Molecule: messenger RNA, 4448 nt
Organism: Zootermopsis nevadensis
Lineage: Eukaryota; Metazoa; Arthropoda; Insecta; Blattodea; Termopsidae
Molecular function (GO): protein binding
Source: RefSeq, a predicted model, not a curated record